CCCYGGGACCUGCUCCGCGCUCGUGGACCGUUGCUUGCGGACACCCUCCCUCCAGACAUGUCCUCAGAGGUGAAGUUCCCCGUGCCCUGGGGCCACGUGGCAGCCAAGGCCUGGGGUCCCGCGCAGGGUCAGCCCGUGCUGUGCCUGCACGGCUGGCUCGACAACGCCAACACCUUCGACCGGCUCAUCCCGCUGCUGCCCGCAGGGCACCGUUAUGUGGYGAUGGAUUUCUCCGGCCACGGCCUGUCGUCCCACCGGCCUGCAGGUUCCCUCUACCACUUCCUGGAUUACGUGAGCGAGGUGCGCCGGGUGGCAGCAGCCUUGCAGUGGAGACGGUUCACCCUGAUGGGUCACAGUAUGGGUGGGGCUGUGGCAGGAAUGUUCUGUCUCCUUUAUCCUGAGAUGGUGGACAAGCUGAUCCUGCUGGAAAGUAUUGGCUUUCUGCUGGCUCCAGAGGACAUUGAGGAGUGGCUGAAGUCCAAGCGGAUGAUGAUCGACAACCUCCUGAGCCUAGAGGCGAAGCAGCAGCCUCCCAAAGCACGGAGCCCCGAAGCAGCAUUGCAGAGGCUCUUAGAAGCRAACACACAUCUGACAGCACGGGGUGGGGAAGUCCUGCUGCAGCGAGGAGCGACUGUGACACCCGCUGGACUGCUGUAUAACAGAGACAUGAGAGCCCAUAUGCAGAGUCGAGAGUUCCUCACGGUGGAGCAGUGUGUGAAGCUGCUGCGGAAGAUUGAGGACCGCAUUCUCAUCAUCAUAGCACGGGAUGGACUCCUGAUGUCACACAAUCUAGGGCCAAGAAACACCUUUGUGAAACGGCUCCGGGAAGCAUUUGAAUUGGUCCUGAAAGAGGGCAGAAAUGUAGUCGAGGUGCCUGGGAACCACUUUGUUCACCUGAACGAGCCUGAGACGGUGGCUGGGAGCAUCAGCACCUUCCUGACUGCCCACGACGCCAGGGCCAGGCUCUAGACAGCUCCUCGGCGGCCCCUGUCCAGAACAGGGUGCUAAGGGGAAGGCUCUGCCUCAUGUUCAGCAUCAGUUUCACAAUACUCUUUCCUAAGCUUAGCUUGCUGCAGUGGAAGCAGCUCUGCUGGGGUUUCCUGGAGGAGAGCUGAGCAAAGCGUCUCCGUUGUCAAAAGCAAGAAUCCUUCCCUUCCAGCUCUGGGAGUGCAGGGAUAACCCUGGGAAGCCUCAUGCAAGGAGAAGUGGCCUUCCACUUGCUCCUUCCUAACUCCUGAAGCGRAGCAGAGAUACAAGCACAGCCCCCCUUUGUGGCCAAAGCAGCAAGAGCAGUUCCAGAAUUGGGAGAUAAAACAGCUCCUGCUCACGUGCUCUCUGAGGAUGGUGCAGUCAGGGUCAGACCCACUAAUAAAAACGGUGAACGGCUCUGCUGCUCUCCAUGGGUGCCUCAGCUCAGAGGCCCCUCUGUUCUGUGGCCAGAGCUGUUGCCGUGUUAAAACCAGCUUAAAUGAGAGCUCACUUGGGCAUGGAAGGCUGUUUCAAAGGACUCCUAGGGUAUGAGUCAUUAAUCCUCCAGCCAAAGCAGCUGGGAGAACUAAUAGUAACGGGAAAAUUGGUAGAGAUGAUUUCUG
This is a messenger RNA of Nothoprocta perdicaria, 1592 nucleotides long. It is a transcript of the gene SERHL2, whose product is annotated as serine hydrolase like 2. Lineage: Eukaryota; Metazoa; Chordata; Aves; Tinamiformes; Tinamidae. The transcript has 11 exons. The record is from RefSeq and is a predicted model, not a curated record. Bases 58 to 969 code for a protein of 303 amino acids.